AUGACUGAAAUAUCCAGCGACACACACUGCAAGAGUAAAUUUUUCGGCUCCGACACGGACUCGGCAAUUACCGACUUGACCACUAUAUACAGCCGUGCCACGCUCGACACCACCGACGCGGACUCGCUCGCAGGGACAGUCCCCAGACAAGUCCCCCAGUGUGUCUGUGCACAGCACAAAGCGGCCAAUGCCACCGGCACAGACAAUCUUGGCGGGAAACUCAGGUCUGUCAAGGACGGCGUCGUCAAGUGUUCGAAACGUCUGCGCAGACUCAACCCGCAGAUGUACCACGACUAUAUACGGCUUGCACAGGGGGAUGAGGACACGGCGGCACACAAGUCCAUCUACAGCUACUACAAUGCGUACGACGAGCGGCGGACCGCGAGCAAGGCGCGGCCCGCGGCGCCCACUGCCCGCCGCGGGCCAGCGGUGGUGGACGCCGCCGCCGUCAGGAGCUACUGGCUCGACGAAACACCGCUCACGGACCUCGAGUUCGAGGACUCCACGGACGAGGAGUGA
This is a messenger RNA of Huiozyma naganishii CBS 8797, 519 nucleotides long. It is a transcript of the gene SPL2, whose product is annotated as Spl2p. Lineage: Eukaryota; Fungi; Ascomycota; Saccharomycetes; Saccharomycetales; Saccharomycetaceae. The record is from RefSeq and is a predicted model, not a curated record. The coding region runs from base 1 to 519 and encodes 172 amino acids. The transcript has a single exon.